Molecule: messenger RNA, 2019 nt
Organism: Pistacia vera
Lineage: Eukaryota; Viridiplantae; Streptophyta; Magnoliopsida; Sapindales; Anacardiaceae
Product: U-box domain-containing protein 15-like
Exons: 3
Coding region: 225-1769 (514 amino acids)
Molecular function (GO): protein binding
Source: RefSeq, a predicted model, not a curated record
GUCUCUCUGGUCUCGAAUCUCUGAGCCUCUUUUUAACAUUUUCUCUGCUGUUAUAAAGUAACAGGAAACGAAACACAACAUAAACAUAAACUCUUCACUUCCUCUCUGUCUUUCUCUCUCUCUAGAACCCAAACGAACCGGACCGAAGCUCAGUUCGGUUGUUUUGUGUCGUGUCUUGUUUUUUCUAUGAAAUGUAGUUCGUUGUAAUAACAAAAUUAUCGAUAAUGGCGAAGAUUCAUCAAAACAAUGUCAGAUCCUUAGUCCUCGACCACCACCACCAUUCCACCGCCACCGCCAACCACCACCGUCUCUGGACCGCCUUCUCCGCCGCUGCAUUCCGUCGAAAAAUCUUUAAUGCGGUCAGUUGUGGCGGUAGUUCUCGGUUCCGUCAAGAGUUUCAACAAGAUGAUAUUUCAGUCACUACAAGUUCAACGAAUUUGGAGAGUAAAAAUGAGAAGCCACAAGAGAAGGAGAAACCAGAACGGCAAAAAAAGGAAAAGCAGAAACAACGAAAAGGUUCAGAGAAGCUAUCAGAUCUUCUGAAUUUGGCUGACGUGGAAGGUGAAAUUAGUGAGAGUGAAACGAGAAAGAAAGAGGAGGCUCUGGAGGAGUUGAAACGUGUGGUGAAGGAGCUGCAGGUUGAAGAUGAAGUGAAACGAAGAGAAGGUGCCUGUAAAGUGAGGUUACUUGCGAAAGAAAAUUCGGAAGCAAGAGUUACUCUUGCGAUGUUAGGAGCCAUUCCUCCUUUAGCUGGAAUGCUUGAUUUUGAAGAUGUUGAUUCACAAAUUUCAGCACUUUAUGCUCUUCUUAAUCUUGGGAUCGGCAACGAUGUGAACAAAGCAGCUAUUGUCAAAGCAGGAGCUGUACACAAGAUGCUACAGUUGAUUGAAUCGCCAAAUGCUCCAAAACCUUUAGUCUCGGAGGCAAUAGUAGCAAAUUUCUUGGGCUUGAGUGCAUUGGAUUUAAAUAAGCCUAUAAUUGGAUCUUCGGGUGCUGUCCCGUUCUUGGUGAAGACCCUCAAAAAUUCCCAUAACCAAAGUAGUUCACAAGCUAAACAAGAUGCCCUUCGAGCUCUGUACAAUCUUUCAAUCUUCCCAGCAAACAUUUCGUAUAUUUUGGAAACCGAUUUGAUCCCAUUUCUGCUGAACAAAUUGGGUGAUAUGGAUUUGAGUGAAAGAAUUCUUUCAGUUUUGAGCAAUGCGGUGUCAACCCCAGAAGGUCGGAAGGCAAUUAGUGUGGUGCCUGAGGCAUUUCCAAUUUUGGUUGAUGUUUUGAAUUGGACUGAUUCACCAGGGUGCCAGGAGAAAUCAUCCUACAUUUUGAUGGUGAUGGCGCAUAAAUCCUAUGGAGAUAGACAGGCCAUGAUUGAAGCUGGAAUCGCAUCAUCCUUGCUUGAAUUAACACUCUUGGGAAGCACAUUGGCCCAGAAGAGAGCUUCAAGGAUUUUGGAACGUUUGCGAGUUGAUAAAGGGAAGCAAGUUUCAGAGAGUUAUGGUGGGAAUCUGGGUGCCACCGUUUCAGCUCCCAUUUACGGGUCUUCAUCAACAUCUACUAAUACAAAUGGGGUUACAAUUGCAAAUGAGUGCUUGGAAGACGAAGAAGACAUGAUGAGCGAGGAGAAGAAGGCUGUGAAACAAUUAGUCCAACAAAGUUUGCAGAACAACAUGAGAAGAAUCGUUAAAAGGGCCAAUUUGCCACAAGAUUUUGUUCCAUCAGAACACUUCAAGUCCCUCACAGCUAGUUCAACUUCCAAGAGCUUACCAUUUUAAUUAAAGAGGAGAACUUGAAGUCAGAAGAUUAGUAAAUUACAGACUGGGCUGGUGGGCACAAAUAAAAUCAUCCAUGUUCUUCCCCCACGCCGAGGUAUAUAUAUAUAUAUAUAUAUAUAUAUAAUGUGAUGUUUAGUUUAAUAAUUUUAUAAUCUUUUGAAUCGUGUUUUUCUUCUUCUUUUGUGAUAAGUCGGUUCUCUCUUAGCUGUACUUAAAUGUUGUUGUAAAUAUUAUAUGUGGUAAUGUAAUU